Molecule: messenger RNA, 4525 nt
Organism: Mollisia scopiformis
Lineage: Eukaryota; Fungi; Ascomycota; Leotiomycetes; Helotiales; Mollisiaceae
Product: nonribosomal peptide synthetase 10
Exons: 3
Coding region: 169-4191 (1340 amino acids)
Source: RefSeq, a predicted model, not a curated record
CACUUCUUGAGAUAAUCGCGCAACCUCAACAAACCGCUCAAGUGUUAUCGGGGGCUCGUUCAACUCGUUGACAGGUAUAUUUGUCUGCAUGGAAAUUCGAUAGAUAUUAUUUUGCCUUUCCCCCUGCAACCCGCUUUCACGAAUCUCCUUCUAUUUCACCAUCUCAAGAUGCACUCCGAAACCGGCAUUGGUGAUGGUGAGGAAACCUCAACUGAUAAAAACCAAAGCUUAAUUAGCGACGGAAAUAGAACAUCAGAUGGAAGUCCAUCCGAAGGUCCAACAGCAGGAUCAAAAUCUUCACUUCUCAAUGGCGGUGAAGCAACUCACGAAUCGGCAAGAUCAAAACAAACGCCAGUCAUUGACAUCACGAAGGACUUAUCGGCACUUGUUGCCCAACAGAUGCGGGCAACGCCGAAUGCUAUUGCUCUCGAAGACGAAUCUACGACGUUGACAUAUGCCGCACUGGACGAAAGAGUUACGGUUCUUGCGAAGCGUCUCCGCGAUCAUGGAGUCGGCCGUGACAACCUCGUCGGAGUGCUUUUAGGACGAAGCGCAAAUUAUGUGAUCGCUUGUCUCGCUGCACUCCGUGCUGGAGGAGCAUUUCUCGUUCUCGAAUUGGCAUACCCACCCAAUCUCCUAGCAGAUGUUAUUGAUGAUGCCAAGCCGACAGUUGUAAUCACGAAUACUUCUCAGGCCAAUCAGAUCAACGCAGAAAUACCCCUUAUUAUCCUCGAUGGACAGGAGGUGGGCUCUUACAAGCCGAAAGAGUCUGUAAAAAAAGCUCCCCCUUUGCCUGCUGAAGACGACCUAAAGCGGCUGGCUUUUGUGUCAUACUCCUCAGGAACGACAGGUCGCCCGAAAGGCAUUGCAAAUCCACAUAUGGCACCGGUCCUCUCCUAUGACUUGAGAUUUCGCCUCAGCGAUCUCUCUCCCGGGGAUCGCGUUGCUUGCAAUGUGUUUUUCGUUUGGGAGAUGCUCAGACCAUUGCUAAGAGGAGCCACCGUGGUUUGCGUCCCGGACGAGGCAAGCUACGAUCCUGUUGCACUUGUGGAUCUACUUUCACGCCGACACGUGACUGAAACCCUCAUGACGCCCACACUUCUCGCGGCAGUUCUUUCCAGGCAUUCAGAUAUUCAAGCUGAUAUCCCAGACCUUCGUACUUUGUGGUUCAAUGGCGAGGUGGUGACUACGGAUCUAGCCCGCCGAGCAAUGAAAGCUCUGCCGAACACACGGUUGCUUAAUUGCUACAGUGCCAGUGAGACGCACGAGAUUGCGUGUGGAGACAUUCGCGACAUAAUAGAUAAUGACGCUCCUUACUGUCCUGUUGGGCCACCCAUGGAGCCAAAGCAUACCUAUAUUCUGAAUGAGAGUGGUCAAAAGGUCGAUGUUGGUGUCCCUGGAGAGUUGUUUGUUGGAGGAAAUCUGCUUGCUCGUGGUUACCUCAACCUCCCUGAUACUACUGCUGAAGCUUUCAUACCCAACCCGUACGAUCCCACACCUGGAUCUCGCAUGUACAGAACUGGAGAUCUGGCACGAAUGCUCCCAUCCGGAAUUCUGGAGAUCACUGGUCGUGUUGGAGCUAUGAUCAAGGUGAGAGGAUACUCUGUCGUGCCUGGGAAAGUCGAGAAUGCCAUUAUCGAGCACCUUGCUGUCAAGCAGUGUGCAGUAAUAGCUCAUGGUGAAGGUCUCGACCGACAGCUAGUUGCAUAUAUUGUGCGCGACAAGGAGGAUCCAGCAGACAGAGCCAUUCCCAUAGUUGAUGAAGCCGGGUACAGCUUGGUAGCACGACGAACCCUAUCAAAAGCACUUGCACAGUACAUGAUACCUGCUCUCUGGGUAGAACUCGACGAAUUGCCCACGAAUCGAGUCUCUGGGAAAGCUGAUCUGAAACGCUUACCACCUCCUGUUGUUUCCAUUUCUACCAUCUUCAACCACACCAAGACAGAGCGUGAUACCAGCAUUAGCAUCGAUGCUAUUGCGGAAACUUGGGCGACAUCUCUCAAUGUUCCAUUCAGCUCUGUGACGAAGGAGCACAGUUUUUUCGAUCUGGGAGGACACUCAUUGACAUUCGCCGAUCUUGCCAGCAAACUGACGAGGACAUUUGGUUUUACAGUACCGGUCACGCGACUUGUUGUAAAUCCAACACUGGAGGGUCACCUGGAAGUUGUUCGUUCUAUUCGAGAUGGCCAUACUGCGGCUGUGCAAGCAGAUUUGCCAGCUGUAUUACGCGCGGACUCUAUUCUUCCUGAUGACAUCCAGCCUUCCGGUGCCUCUAUGUGCUCGCUUAGCACGGCCGAGAGUGUUUUGUUGACAGGCGCUACGGGAUUCCUGGGUGCCUUUCUGCUUCACGAUCUUCUUCAAUCAACAUCCGCCCGUAUCUUGUGCCUCGUACGAUUCAACGACCCCACAGACGAUGACGCGCCUGCUGGUGUUGCAAGAAUACGCAAGAGCUUGCUUGAUCUAGGUCUAUGGCAUGAUUCGAUCCUGGAUCGAAUUUCUGUCCUCCCAGGGAACCUUUCACAAGAACGGCUUGGGUUUCCUCCAGAUGUCUAUAAACAAGUCGCUGGUGAGAUCCAAGUCAUUGUCCAUGCGGGAGCCACUGUCAACCUCGUCUAUCCUUAUGCUGCUUUGCAGAAUGCCAAUGUGGGUGGCACAAGAGAAAUCUUGCGCCUCGCAAGCCAGAGCGGCGCCACAUUACAAUACAUAUCUACGAAUGGAGUUUUGCCACCCUCAACUUCGUCAUGGCCUGAAAGCUCUAUAAUCUCUAUCGAUGAUGUUCCCGAAAAGUUGGUUGAUGGAUAUGGCCAGACGAAAUAUGUUGCUGAAGAACUUGUCCAUGAAGCAGGCCGCCGUGGUAUGCCAGUGAGAAUUCUAAGAGCAGGAACGAUCAGCGGACACAGCACUUCAGGAUCGACCAAUGCCUAUGACCUCUUCACCGCCAUCAUCGUUGAAGCUCUGCACAUCGGGUAUGCUCCCGACAUCUUAGGGUGGCGUGCCGAAAUGACCCCCGUGGAUUUUGUCAGCAAGGCCAUCAUUAGAACUGCGAAUAAUAUUGAAACAAAGCAACGUGUGUUCCACCUUGGCGACCCUGAUCCAGUUGACACUCAAUCAUUGUUUGAUGAUCUCAACAAGCUCGGGUAUCCGACCCAGCGACUCGAAUGGGACAAGUGGGUUUCGCUCUGGACCGAGAAACGAGGCUCGGCAAAGAGAGGGACUGGCGCAUUUACGGCCGAUAUUCUUCGUGGUGGAAUGCCGUCCGUAGAUUUCUUGAAAGAUAUUACAAUCCUCAACAACGAAGCAACAAAGCUUAUUCUUGGCGAUCUGCAAUGUCCGAACAUUGACAGCAAGUUGCUCGAAAUUUAUGCCCGUAACUGGUUCGCGAGAGGAUGGCUUCCACGUCCGCCAUUACGUUUGCAUCAAUGUAAUGGAUUUGUGACACGAUCAAAGGAGGGGGCUUUGAGUGGACUCGUCGCUGUUGUGACUGGUGCUUCUUCUGGGAUCGGUGCUGCAACCGCUGCUGCUCUGGUCAAGGAAGGUGCUCAUGUUGCACUCGCUGCUCGUCGCACUGAAGCUCUCGAGUCGCUCAAGAAGAGACUCGAAAUCCAUGGUGGUAAAGUAAUUGUCCAUCAAACAGACGUUACCAAGAAAGAGCAAGUUGAGUCACUUAUUCAUGCCACCGAAGGAGCUCUCGGUCCCGUCGAUAUCCUCGUUUCGUGCGCUGGAGUUAUGUAUUUCACCAUGAUGGCGAACGUGCAAACAGACGAAUGGGAACGCACUGUUGAUGUAAACUGCAAAGGCUUGCUUCACUGCCUAUCCUCGACCGUCCCCGGAAUGCUUUCUCGAGGUCGCGGCCACAUCGUCGCUAUUUCGUCCGACGCAGGACGAAAAGUAUUCCCAGGCUUGGGUGUGUAUUCCGCCAGUAAGUUCUUUGUCGAAGCAACACUGCAAGCCUUGCGCGUAGAGACCGCCGGGACUGGUCUCCGAGUCACCAGCUUGCAGCCUGGAAACGUUUCCACAGAAUUACUGGCAAUGUCCACGGAUGCGGAAGCCAUUAAGAAGUAUGGAGAGCCAUCGGGAGCGAAGGUUCUUGACGCUGAAGAUGUUGCGAAUUCGAUUGUGUAUGCUCUCAAACAGCCGCAGCACGUUGCGGUGAAUGAGAUCAUGAUUGAGCCACGAGACGAACCGAUUUGAAAAUGCGUUGGAUUGUGAUUAUUCAGACUCACAAUUACAUAAACAUUUUGCUUUCGACGUGUUGUUGGAUUUUAGCUCGGAUAUAGGAAUAGACUACAAUUAGCUAGACAAUACACGCCUUUGCAUCUCAUUCGGGCACUCAGCUCAACCGUCAUAUCUCUAUACUUGAUCUGUAUGUUCAUUCCGCGAAUGAGAUUUGAGUGUUCACUUGACAAGCGGCACUGCGUGGAGAUAUUGGCAAUUUAAAAGCAGGAGUUUACAGGGGCUUGGCUCGAGGUCUCAGGACUGCUGCUGAUGGAUAUACCAAGAAGCUAGGAACAAGAAUAAAUACCUG